GUAACUUCCGGCAGAACUGACUUCCGAAGCAGACGCGGAAGUGCAAGGAGGCACCAGGAGCCGGGUUGGCUGCUGGGUUUCUGGCUCCGCUGUGCCCUUCAGGGACGUUCUGGGGCGGUCGGUUCCUUAGAAGCCCGCAUCCGCCAGCCCAGACCCGUACGAAGCCGGCGCUUGAGGCCGCUCUGAGUCCGAGGAGCUGAUGCAGGCCGCGCCCUGGAGCCCCCGUAGCGGGGCCGGACCAUGAGCCUGCUGGGCGGCCUGGCUUCCUCGCCGCGGGCCCCGCUGCAGUCCAGCAGGGCCAGGAUGAAAAAGCUCCCGAAGAAGAGCCAGAACGAGAAGUACCGGCUCAAGUACCUGCGGCUGCGCAAGGCGGCCAAAGCCACGGUGUUUGAAAAUGCUGCUAUUUGUGAUGAAAUUGCUCGUCUUGAGGAAAAAUUUCUUAAAGCAAAAGAAGAAAGACGGUACUUGCUAAAGAAGCUCCUCCAGCUUCAGGCUCUAACUGAAGGGGAAGUACAGGCUGCCGCUCCUUCCCACAGCUCCAGUUUGCCCCUGACCUAUGGUGUGGCCAGCUCUGUGGGAACUGUACAGGGAGCUGGGCCGAUUUCUGGGCCAAGCACUGGAGCUGAGGAACCAUUUGGGAAGAAAUCCAAGAAGGAGAAAAAAGAAAAAGGCAAAGAGAACAACAAAUUGGAAGUUCUGAAGAAAGCAUCCAAGAAAAAGAAAAUGGAGGGAGGUGCUCGCAAGCUGGUUCAGCCCAUUGCCCUGGAUCCCUCAGGACGGCCUGUGUUCCCCAUCGGACUGGGGGGUCUAACAGUAUAUAGCCUGGGGGAGAUCAUCACCGACCGACCUGGCUUUCAUGACGAGAGUGCCAUCUACCCUGUGGGCUACUGCAGUACUCGGAUAUAUGCCAGCAUGCAGCACCCAGACCAAGAGUGUCUGUACACCUGUCAGAUCAAGGACGGUGGCACGGGGCCCCAGUUUGAAAUUGUUCCUGAAGAUGACCCCCAGAAUGCCAUUGUCAGCUCUUCUGCAGAUGCCUGUCAUGCCGAACUGCUCAAGACCAUAAGUGCUGCUAUGGGGAAACUAAUGCCCAACAUGCUUCCAUCCGGAGCUGAUUUUUUUGGGUUUUCUCAUCCAACCAUCCACAACCUGAUCCAGAGUUGUCCAGGAGCUCGAAAAUGCGUCAGUUACCAGUGGGUGAAGUUUGACGUGUGCAAACCUGGAGAUGGGCCACCGCCCCAAAGGCAGCUGGAGGAUGACUCAGCAACAAGCUUUGAAGCCUUUCAGAGACAGACCUUCGAUGAAGAUCAUAAUGAUCCCAUUCUACAAGGAUCCUUGGACCUCCCGGAGCUUCAGCCUACAGCCUUUGUGUCUUCCUACCAACCCAUGUUCCUGACACAUGAACCAUUGAUAGAAACUCACCUACAACACUUGAAGUCUCCAUCGCAUUGUAGCCCAACUCAGUCUUCAGACUAAACAAGAAGGGAUCAGAUACCACAUCAUCUUUAACAUGAUCAGUUUUGUUAACUUAAAACUUAGACUAGAAGAAGGCAGCAACUCAGAGAAGAUAGUAAAUUAACACAUUGUGUCAAGGAGGUUCCCAUGGUGACAGCUUUCCUGAGAAAAAUUUCAGCUGCUUUAUUUUUAGUAAUAAAUUUCUCUUGAAAACUCUGCUUAUUUUCAUCUUGCAAUCAGGAUAUAAUCUUUUUGCUUAGCUCUGCCUGAGGUAGAGUGAACUUAGGUCCUUUAUAAACCGGAGAUAGUUGCUGACUCAUGAAGAAAGGAGUAAGAUUCUAACAUCCUUCUACCCUUGAUUCUGAUCGUAGUUCAGUGUUAAGUUUCCCAGACCUAACUACCAGCUGCUGCUGUAUUUUCCUGUCAGUGUCAUAGAAUCAAAUCCUGCUUAUCCCAGUCCAAGGCCCACACUGUUCAUCUUGUUCACAUUUCACACAUUCUUCCAGGGGAUCUAAAAACCCUAACGCUUUCUACAUCCCGUUUAUGGUUCCUUACUGGAUAAUGUGCUUUUAGCUAAAUACAUUGAAACUGCAGGAUAACACAGAUUUAGUUAGGACAUGAAUGGGGAUUGGUUCUCAUCCUCCAUAACAGACUCACCCCAUCAGCUCAUUAAAUCCACUGUAAUAACUUUGUAUUCUGUAUAACUGAAUUUUUUGGACCCUACUUAUGGCAUAAAGGUAGAGGCUUAGGGCAUCACCGAACGCCAACCAGUACAACCCCACACCCUGUGGAACGCCCUCACUGCCCAUCCCACCAGGUACCAGGGCUGGCUGGCAUGGGAAGGAACGGAAGUGUUACCGACCACAGUUCUUGGCCUUCCCAAUCAGUAGAAAUUGAUGAGGCCAGACGAGAAAGUCAAGCAAGGCCUCAUUCCAGGAGGGAGCUAUGGCAAGAGGGAGCAAAAACAGGUAACGGGUUCUUUUGCCCGAUUCCCCCAGGGGGGCAGGGGUUUGCUGGUUUCUCUAUAGGGGGAGGGGCAGGUCCAUGGGUGAGGCCACCCCUUUGGUGCUGGUUUGUGCUGGGGGAACAUGCAGUACCCUGCUUUUGCUCCCAGCUCUUCAGAAGUGGCACUUGGGGAUUUUUGAUCUUUUUGUAUCUUGUCUAUAACUUGCCCCAACUAGGCAUGCAUGCAGUUUUUAGUCCCUUAUAGUUUCUUUGUAUUUUGUUGUUCGAGGAGAUGUUUUUCCAGGUGCAGGCACUGCAACAAAGGGCCCCAGGUCCCAACCUGUCUCAGAAGGAUCCCAGAAGUAGAAAAAUGGGGAAGGAUUGGUAAGAACUGGACUGUUACUAUGUGACAGUCCAUAACUGCUAAACGGGGAGAAAUCGGAACUAGCACUUUACAGGAAUAUAUGUAGACAGCAGAGCAAGGGGAUCAGAUGCAGCAUUUAGAGCACACCAUAUUGGCCACUGUAAAUUAUCAGAAACUAAAGUAGCUAAUACUAAUUUUAUGACUCUUAAUUAUAGUCUUACAAGUUUGUAUAGCUUUUACCAUGCAAAUAAUUAAAUCUGGAUAAUAGCAAAUCAGGAAUGGGAAGGAGCUGUUAAUGUUUUUCUUUUGCCUUUUUUCUGUGCAUAAAAUGUCUGAAAUCUAUUUGCACUGAAAGAGAAAUAUAUACUGCUUUUAUCAUAUAACAAAUAUCCAUGCAGUUUACAGCCUGAGCAAAUCACAAAGUUUCAUUUUAAGAAAGAUUUUUUUAAGAAAUUUUUGGGGAAUUCCCUUGUGGCAAAGCAGGUUUAAGAUCCAGCAUUGUCACUGCAGCAGCCCAGGUAGCUGCUGCGGCAAGGCUUUGAUCCCUGGCUCAAGAACUUCCUUGUGCUAUGGGCAUGCCCCCCCCCUCCUUUUUUGUUAAAUAAGUUAGCGCACUGCCUACAAAAUAUAAAGCUACUUUGUAAAUUUCCCAGAACAGUGUUUUUCAAACUACAGAUCUCAUUAGUUUUUGUUUGUUUUUCUUUAGGGCCACACCCAGAGCACAUGGAAGUUCCCAGGCUAGGGGUUGAAUUUGGAGCUCCACUACAGCUACCAGCCUACACCACAGCCCCAGCACCUUGGGAUCUGAGCCACGUCUGUGACCUACACCACAGCCCACAGCAACAACCAGAUCCUUAAACCCACUGACCAAAGCCAGGGAUUAAACCCACAGCCUCGUGGAUCCUAGUUGGGCUUGUUUCUGCUGAGCUACAAAGGGAAUGCCAACCCUUUUUUUUUUCUUUGCUUUUUAGGGCCGUGCCUGUGGCAUAUGGAGGUUCCCACGCUAGGGGUCGAAUCAGCUACAGUUGCCAGCCUGCACCACAGCUCACAGCAACGCCGAAUCCUUAACCCACUGAGCAACGCCAGGGAUCAAACCCGAAACCUCAUGGUUCCUAGUUGGAUUCAUUUCUGCUGCCCCACGAUGGGAACUCUCCAACCCAUUAGUUCUUAAACUAGGUAAUCAAGACAUAUCUUUAGGACCCUAUGGAGUUGUACUUUAUGGUGUUUGCAUGUAACAGUUAACACUAUUCGCUUAAUAGUGAAAAACCCUAUAUGUUCACUAAUGGGAAGUUGGUUAAAGUAAGGGACUCCCAGAGACUGAAACAAACUAAAUCUAUACUCAAUCUAUAUACGAAAAUUAUUUUGCUAGAAAACAUCAAAAGCACAGAUUACAAAACAAGAUACCGUGUAAUAGUAUGUAAAAUGUGACCCAAAUAAAUCAAGUGACUGUUCACCAAAAUAUUGCUUCCAAA
Sus scrofa (pig) is the source of this 4236-nucleotide messenger RNA. RefSeq names its product transforming growth factor beta regulator 1 (gene FYRD1). The record is from RefSeq and is a predicted model, not a curated record. Lineage: Eukaryota; Metazoa; Chordata; Mammalia; Artiodactyla; Suidae. Gene Ontology annotation, cellular component: nucleus. Gene Ontology annotation, biological process: regulation of cell cycle.